UAUCACGAACAGAAACCAAUUCGUGAAUCGAAAUCGAAAUCGAAAUCGCAAUCGCAAUCGGCCUUGACUCAAUCGGCUCUCGCUCUCUGCCUCUUUCGGGUCUCGACUAUCGACCGGCUCUCGGCCUCUCGCUAUCGCAUCUUGUGGCUUGUGAGGUGGACUUUUACUCUGGUUAUUAUAUAUUUUGGGUUUGGAUCUUUGUGGUCAAUAUAUGGAUGCUACCGGUAUCACUAUGAAGUUGGUGGUGGGAGAAGCGAGGAAUUAGAUGAAGCACAAGCUGUAGGCCCUCAAGAUCGAAGGCACCCUUGCCAAGCCGCGGGCUUUUGCGUUUAUGUUUUUCAAAUCAUAUUCCAGAUGGUGGCAGGUGCAAUUGUGCUUACCGAUUGCAUUUUCUGGUUCAUCCUCGUACCUUUUCUUGCUAGAGAACAUUAUAAUACUUUUCAAUUGCUCCCUAUCGCUAUGCACUCUACUAAUGUUGUGUUCUUGCUUUUUGAGACUGCAUUGAAUAGCUUGCGAUUCCCUUUGUUUCGAAUCGCGUAUUUCUUUCUCUGGACAUGUGUUUUUGUCAUUUUCGAGUGGAUCGUCCAUGCAUGCAUCAGGCUUUGGUGGCCAUACCCUUUUCUUGAUCUCUCUUCACCAUUAUCUCCAUUAUGGUACCUAUUGGUGGCAUUGUUGCACUUUCCAUGUUAUGGAAUUUUCUUUCUUGUAAUAAAACUGAAGAAUUUUCUCUUGUUGAGGAUGUUCUUGCGGGAUGGAGAGUCCGCACCCCCGUGAGUGGACGAGGAAGAAAGGAUUUCUCAAAGCAACCCGAGUUUCAGUGAUAGAGGGGAGUGAGAAAUAAAUGGAUUUUUGGAUCGCCUAAUUCAAUAGCUCAAAAAUAGGUCUUCGUCUCCAGGAAGCAUACCCUUAGUUAGCAAGAAUACCAAACAAAGAUAGAUAGCAUAAAUACGACUCGGAGUAGAUCUAUUAAAUUAUUAGAAUGUUAAUAGCGACUCGGAGUAGAUCUAUGAAACAUAUAAUUGUUUGUUAUAUAUAUAUAUAUAUACACGAGCUUAAUUAAAG
This is a messenger RNA of Cynara cardunculus var. scolymus (artichoke), 1062 nucleotides long. RefSeq lists its product as uncharacterized. Gene Ontology annotation, cellular component: membrane. The coding region runs from base 355 to 774 and encodes 139 amino acids. The transcript has 8 exons. The record is from RefSeq and is a predicted model, not a curated record. Lineage: Eukaryota; Viridiplantae; Streptophyta; Magnoliopsida; Asterales; Asteraceae.